AUGCACUUGCAGUGAUUAUGUCAUGUGCAGCGCCUGCCGGUCAACCUUUCACCUACAUUCAGUGACAGCCGGCGUCUGUGUUGACGGUGGCAGCGCUCGUGUGAAAGAGGAACCGUCGGCAAAACAUUACAGAGUCAGUCCCCCUUUUUGAGCUGAAGACACAGCAGCUUGGAGAAAAUCAUUCAGACAUGUGGAUGAGUGCAUUCUCACGUUUUGCCCGGCCUGCUCUGCAGAGGAGCUCCUCUGUCAUGGCCUGCCAGGCUCUGAAGGCUUGCAGUAGACCAGGGCAGGCUGCACUUCCUCCAGCCUCUUGUGUGGCUUCAGCGCAGCUUCGAGGGCACCAGACCCUGGGAUCCGCCUCCCUCCCUCUGGCUCGGCACUCAGUGAGGCAUGUCCGAGCUCUGGAUGAGGAGAGGCUUAUGGAGGUGGAGUGGGAGGAUGGAGGCCAAAGUCUGUACCCAUUCACCUGGCUGAGAGACAACUGCCAGUGUCCAAUGUGUACUCUGGAGUCUGCUCAGGCUCGGAAACUGUUGAUGGCUGAUCUUGAUAUUCACACAGGAGUUGACGUAGUGGAGGUCACCAAUGACAACAAGGUGUCCAUUGUGUGGCCUGACCAGCACACCAGUGUGUAUGAUGCUGACUGGCUGAAGAAACGCUGUUUCUCUCCUGCUGCCAGACAAGCCGUGCAAGAAGAAUUUUUCCUCAAUGAGCGUUAUUACUGGGACUCCAAGCUGCACAUUCCCACAGCAGACUACCAGGAAGUCCUGCAUGAUGAUAAGGCGGCGCUGGCCUGGCUCACGGCCCUGCGUCGCAUUGGCAUCGUGUACCUGAAAGGGGCUCCAGCAGAGCAGGGCCAAGUGGCCAGGCUGGCAAAGAGGAUCGGCUAUCUCAGGCUGACAUUUUACGGGCACACAUGGCAGGUCCAGGACAAAUACAUGGCAAACAAUGUAGCCUAUACUUCAGGACGGCUCAGUCUCCACACUGACUACCCUGCACUGCACUUUGCACCUGGAGUGCAGUUUCUUCACUGCAUCAACCAGGCUGUGGAAGGAGGGGAGAGCGAGGUGGUGGACGGCUUCCACAUGGCCGAGCAGCUGCAGAGAGAAGACCCAGAGGCCUUCAGGACGCUCACCUCGCUCCCUGUGGACUUCACAGACACGGGGACGGACUACUGCGACUUCAUGCUGCAGUCCAAGAAGUGCAUCAUCGAUGUUGAUCCUGAGGGCCGAGUCGCGAGGGUAAACUACAACAAUGCCACCAGAGACUCGGUGCUGGACUUCCCCAUACACCAGGUGCAGCCCUUCUACAGAGCGCUAAAGGCCUAUGUAAAAAUCAUGAACCGACCAGAGAAUGUGGUCACAUACACCAUGCAGCCAGGUGACAUCGUGACCUUUGAUAACUGGCGUCUGCUGCACGGGCGGAGGAGUUACAUCAGCAGGCCGGAUAGGUUGAGACACCUGGAGGGAGCUUACCUGGACUGGGACGAAGUCAUGUCUCGCCUCCGGAUACUCCGUAGCUCCGUCAGCGAGAAUGCAUGAAGCGUCUAAACUGUGUUUAAAGUGGCUUCAAAGUACGAGAUCAGCUGAUCCUUAUUCAGAGGGCAAAGUGCAAAGAUAUUCAUCUGACAACAGAUGGAGAGCUGAAUCUCUGACUCUAGUCGAGCAUCAAAUCAUAUGAAAUUCUGUCAAUGAUUGAGGGUAAGGAUGCUUUUCUAUAGAUGGGUAAAACUCUGCAGAGUGUCUGCUGCCUUUCUGACACGUCUGUGUGCAACGCUUCAAUGCAAACAUCCAGAGAAACGCCUGGCUUUCAAAUUCAAAGAUGCUUUCAGAUCGCUGGUAACUACAUGUUUAUAAGCUGAAAAAAAUAUAUUUACAUUCUACAUUUGGGUUCUAAGCUUUAUGAUUAUUAUAUGAUGUAAUUAUUGUUUUUAUCUCUACUUUAAAUAUUCAGCACAAACUUUCUGUUCCCAAAAUUCCUCAUGCAAACAGAAUCUUCUAAUUCAUUUCUCACCACAGUCUGUAUCUUACCUUGGUUUACCAGUACAUACGCAGAGGUGGAAAAAAGAGAUGAUGUCUAACAGAUGUCAAAAUGUAUCCCUUCACUUCCCCUCACCUCCUGCUUCAGUGUCUCGCUACCUCUGCUUUUCUUUUUGUGCCAACAAACAGGAUUUCUUUUCCUCUCCCUGAACUCUGCAGAGAUUAAGUCUGAAUUCAAACUGCCUUAAGAUACAGCACAGGGCUGAUAGGCUGUAGUGGAAGUAGCAGGAUGGAGUAGCUGUAGUUUGAUUUAACUGACUCUUAAACAUAAAAACAAAGUUUUGGUUGUAUUGUUGAGAAAACUGCAUUUUCUAAAUUUAGGGCUUUUGAAACAUUGGGCAAAAUGAUGCAUUGAGAACAUUUUACAUGAAUCAUGUAAAAUGAAAAUUCCAGAGCUUCUCAAGUUGUUGUGUCAUCAAAGCUGACCUCAUUUUUAACUUGGCUUAAUCAUCCAAAUUAGCAUUUCAUAGAUGAAAGACAGCAACCAUUUUCUCCUGAAGCUUCUCAUUAUGACUAAAUAUGAUGAAGAUGGAUUGACCUUAAUCUGUGAUGCACAACAAAAGUUAAAAUCACAUUAUGAUGACGUGGUUACGUUUCACUGAGCGAAGAAACAUUUCAGUGAGUUCUGUUGAUUUUGGGGUGAUAGAAACUUUAAUUCUUUUACAAAGACACCAGCUCCCUUAAAAAGAAUAUUUUCUGAAGUUUAAGCGUCAUGCAUUACAAUGUCAUUCCCCCCAGGGUGCAGGUUAUAGUCAAAACUUCAUAGACUUUCAAAGCUCCUGUGAGUAACCAGUUUACGGCGGUUUAGCGCCCCCUUGUGGUCAAGAGGUAUCUCUUAUCUCUGUUCUUCUUGUCCUCGAGAUGUGAGUGUUUUUGCCAAAAUUUGUAUCUUUCUUUCUUUCUUUCUAAUGUGAAACUCUUCUCACUCACUUUGUAUCUUUGUCAGACAUGUAUCCAAAAGGCUGUUGCUGUAGAGUCCAGUUAUUCACUUUAUUCGACUCCUCCCCUCCUGUUCUCCUGUGUCCAAAGAACUGAGCAACACUUGUCUUUGAUUUUGCCCCGGAACUAAUUCAUCACAUUUUAUGUCAUUUACACGAUCAGUGUGUAGGAAUCAGGGCAUCAUUGGCAAAAAUGGGAUUUUCUAUUUAUUAAUAUAUUUUCAUGACUGUGUAAUUAUUAAAAAAGAGACACAGGUCCUCUUCGCUGAAGUCGUCAAUGCUUUAACUUCAUGUUUCUACAGCAGAGCCCAGAACAGACAAACUAAACCCUGAUAGGUGUAGUAUCCAAGUUGCAAAUCUAAGCUCUUGUACAUACUUGGAGAAGUUUUUACUUUAUUGUAAUUGAUGUCUUCACCACUAGAUAUCACUAAAUCUUAUUAAAGUGGCAGACAUAUUGGUGCACCAUCAUAGCCAAAACAACCAGGUGAAGUCUGCUCAGAUGUUAACAGGUAUGACUCACCUGAAAGCUUUUCCCCCUCCAGUCUUAAUAUGUUCAGUGGUUGUUCAGGUGUCAAGUGUUUUGUAAAAACAAGUUAAUGUCAUUGAAAACUCAAACAUGCAACAAUAAAUCUUCAACUGUC
This is a messenger RNA of Notolabrus celidotus (New Zealand spotty), 3615 nucleotides long. RefSeq names its product butyrobetaine (gamma), 2-oxoglutarate dioxygenase (gamma-butyrobetaine hydroxylase) 1 (gene bbox1). Gene Ontology annotation, cellular component: mitochondrion. The record is from RefSeq and is a predicted model, not a curated record. The transcript is spliced from 8 exons. Gene Ontology annotation, molecular function: gamma-butyrobetaine dioxygenase activity; iron ion binding. NCBI's taxonomy places the organism in Eukaryota, Metazoa, Chordata, Actinopteri, Labriformes, Labridae. Gene Ontology annotation, biological process: carnitine biosynthetic process. Bases 189 to 1538 code for a protein of 449 amino acids.